Molecule: messenger RNA, 531 nt
Organism: Penicillium samsonianum
Lineage: Eukaryota; Fungi; Ascomycota; Eurotiomycetes; Eurotiales; Aspergillaceae
Product: RNase H1/viroplasmin domain-containing protein
Exons: 2
Coding region: 1-531 (176 amino acids)
Source: RefSeq, a predicted model, not a curated record
AUGGAAUCAAAAGGCAUCAAGGACUUCGAUGAUUUUACCAAAAAUGCACCCGAGAGAAAGGCCAGGCCAUCGAAAAAUGUCAAAUACUACGCUGUUGCAGGUGGCAAGUCUACUGGGGUUUUCACUCAUUGGGAUGAGGCUGAAAAAGCGAGCAAAGGAACCAUUGCGUGCCAUGAGCGUUUUAACACCAAGAAAGAAGCAGAGGAUUUUAUCGAGAGCUGGAAAGAUGCAUACGCUGAUGUUUGGCGAAGGGAAAUCAGACAGUCGUUGGACAAUGGAUGGAGACCUCGUGAUAUGAAGUUGAACAUUGGAUCAAUUCUGUGCAAAGAAGACGGCAACAAUGUGACGGAAGAUCGCAAUAAGGUACCCAAAAAUAAGGUUAUUGAUAGUGGUGAGCUGCCAAAAGUGGAGUUACUGGCUAUCAAAGAAGAAGACUCGCAGACAGGAGGUCAUCCGAGUUCUGAUUCUGAUGCCGACGAAUUGUCCGCGGAUAGCGAUUCGCCUAUUUCAGAGAAUUAUCUGCAAAACUAA